AGAGAGAGAGAGAGAGAGAGAGAGAAAGGUUGGAUUAAAAAGGGUGCCAGAACUCCAAUCACUGCCGUUUUUUUACCUCCUGUUCCUCCUCCUCUGUCUCUCUCUGUCUUUUGGUGGCCAUCGGUCUUCAGUGGGUCUCUGCCAUUGCACUACAAUGACUGCUGUAGCUGUAGUGUCCGUGCUGUAAGCAUUCUGAGGUUAUGCUGCCCGAAAGUUCCCAGUUGAGUCUGAGUGAAAGAGAAAAGGGCUAAAGCCAACGCACUUUACACAACUACCCACAUCACUUACCAUACAUAAUGAGUGACCCUCAGGACGCCGGUGAUGUCACUUCUGCGUCAUGCUUGACUAGACAUUUGAAAAUGAAAGAAGACAUUGACUUCCACUGUAUGGACGCAAAACCACAGAGACAUUUCUCAAAAUAUCUUCUUUUGUGUUCCACAGAAGAAAGAGUCAUACACAGGUUUUUAACGACAUGAGAGUGAAUAAAAGAUGACAAAAUUGUUAUUUUUAGGUGAACUAUCCCUAUAAAUUAAGACCUAGUGGUAUGGAUGCAGAAUGGUUUAUAAGAAUACAAUGUAAGACAACAGUAUGUUGACAAGUUUCAGAUUAGAUCCUUUUAUGAGCCAUCUGCUUUUUGCUCUUGAUGGAGAAUCGCAUCCUCUCCUUCAUCUUCUCUGAGGUCUACCUAAUGUGUGGUUGUCAUGGUUACGGCUGCAGCUACCUUUGGGUGUGUUGUCUGCACAGUGACGCCUUAUUACUGCCUUCAUUCAAAAUCAAGUGAUGUUUAUCUCACUGAUGCCUAACGAAACAAAACAGAGUAUAGUCAUGAUCGACCUAUCUCUUGUGAGCGUCUGUAGGUGUGCUGACUCACUCUCUGCAUAGGUGGGACGAGCUACAGGAUGCGUAGCCUACGCGUGCCAAAAACUUGUCUUUGUAUGCAAGUUUAACCACAGAGGGCCUGUGUGUUUAUCCUCAGGAUAUCAUACCACAGACCGCAGGAGAGAAAACAAAAAGAGAGCAAAAGAAAGCUCACACUUAAACAUAUUGUUUUUAUACAUUUAAUACGUAUCCAGUCAAAUGCAGGUGCUCAGCUGGAGCAGGACCCCAUGGAAGUAUGCAGUUUAAAAACUGCUUUCUUUGCUCAAGAGAUCAAGGUUCUGCAUUCAAUUUAAGCUAAUGUAGAGCAGACAGACACAUUCCAUUUCAUAUAUUUAGAGCCCUUAGGAGAUUGUAAAACAUAUACUGUAAUAAAAAGCAAUACAUUUGUGUUUUAUAUGAUGCUUGUAAAAAAAAUUUAAUCCGAAUGCUUGGCUAUAGAGAAAAAUGCUUUUGUUUUAUUCCCAGAUGCAUAAAUAGAGAUGGUGUAGUUCUGGCAUCUACCAGCAGGGGCAAGCUGUACUGUGCAAACAAGUCAAAUCCCUUGUUUUCCACCAGCCCUACUUUUAACUAGGCUUAAAUAUAGUUAACUUUAUGACUUUUAUUUAUUUACGUAGCUUAGGUCUCGAGAUUUCAUUUGUAAAAUGGAAUUUUACAAUGUUUCAUGAUCAACCAAUGAGAAUGCAUGUCUGCUAUGUAUACUUGUUCCAUGUUUCUGCAUUAGAAAAAUGAAGAUUUUUUGUGAAAAAAAAUUGUGCAGCCUAUCGGAGUGCAAUCUCCUCCUCCGCCAUGUCAUGAUGAUGAUGAAGGGGACUUGAACAGGACUCUGGGAGUACAGCGCUUUCAGCAGAUCCUCAGCCCUGCCCAGCGUAUGCCCGAAGAACAACACCGCACCUUUAAUGAGGAGGACUUUGAGUACCACCGUCAUACCUCUCUACACAUUCAUCACCCUCUGUCCAAACACCUCCCCAGCGAGAGCCGGAGGAAAAAGCCUGGGAGGAAGCGGAGCACCGGACGGAUGAGGAGCUUGUCCACCGGUGCGGCUCCCCCUAUAGACGAGGAUGAUGAAGACGAAGGGGCAGAUGAAGAUUCCUGUAGCCAGCAGGAGAAAGAGGGCACUUCCACCACCACACCCACCCCGGAGACAGACACAGAGAUGAACAAUGAACAGUGUUUUGAAUCCAUUGAUGACCCCGACUCGAGCGUAAAGGAGAACAGGAAAGUCACACCGCAUCGAAAGCUGCCAAUCCUACCAAAUUCAGCACUUCACACGAGUAUCAACAUCCCAAGUGAUGCUGCACCAUCCCAGGGCAGAACUUCAGUACGUACUCUUCCCACUGGCAGGCGUGUGUCUGCUCCGUGUUUGUUUCCGAUGAGUUCACCGGAUGGAAGCUCCAAACAUGGCCGUAGCUAUGACCUGCAUGAGCGCCGCCGCACGGGCAACAUGACGGGCAAUGCGCUCUACCAACACAUGCCCACUGACGAGAGCGAGGCCAAGACACUCACUACCGUUGACCUUGAUGGCAUCAAGAGUCACAGGUUUGAAGAUGUUCCCGGUGUGCGGCGGCACCUGGUUACGAAGAGUGCUAAAGGUCAGGUGGUUCACAUCGGCAAGGACCACAAAGAGCUCAGCAGUCGCGUCAGGACUAAACUGGAUCGAACCCCUCAUGAGAGGAGAUCAUGGCCCUAUUACGUGGACCACAGAGUUCGUCGUGCCCGACAGGUGAAGGUGUUUGUAGAGCUGAAUGAGCUUCUGAUGGAUAAGAACCAGGAGAUGCAGUGGAGGGAAACGGCUCGUUGGAUAAAGUUUGAGGAGGACGUUGAGGAGGAGACGGACCGCUGGGGGAAACCUCACGUUGCUUCACUCUCAUUCCGCAGUCUCCUGGAGCUCCGAAGGACCAUUUCACAUGGUGCAGUGCUGUUGGACCUGGACCAGAAGACUCUACCUGGUAUUGCUCAUCAGGUUGUGGAGCAGAUGAUUAUCUCAGACCAGAUCAGAGCAAAAGACAGAGCCAAUGUGCUCAGAGCCCUGCUCCUCAAACACAGUCAUCCAAGCGACGGAAGGGAAAACAACUUGUUUCACCGAAACAUCUCAGCAACUAGUCUUGCCUCUCUGAUAUCUCCUCAUCAUAGCAAUAAUCAUAUUGCUACAUCAGAGCCUCCUGCCACAGACCCGCUCAUUGGAGGACAGCCUAACUUCAAUUCACGCAGUGUUGUUGAUCUAGAUAAGAACGAGAGAGAUGCACCUCAGUUUUUCGGUUUGCACAAGUCUAAAUCGAAGCUGCUUGAGAAGAUCCCAGAGGAUGCAGAAGCUACUGUUGUCCUAGUAGGUAGCGUGGACUUCCUGGAUCAGCCCACCAUGGCCUUUGUGAGGCUGCAGGAGGCGGUUUUAUUAGAGUCGGUUCUAGAAGUGCCAGUUCCAGUGCGCUUUCUUUUUGUGCUCCUCGGCCCACCCACUGCCAACAUUGACUACCACCAAAUUGGUCGUUCCAUAUCCACGCUCAUGUCUGAUAAACACUUUCACGAAGCGGCGUAUUCGGCAGAUGAACGGCAGGACCUGCUGACGGCCAUCAACAGUUUCCUGGACUGCAGUAUUGUGCUUCCGCCGUCUGAGGUGGGCGAUGAUGAACUGCUGCACUCUGUCGCUCGCUUUCAGAGAGAAAUGUUGCACAAAAGAAAUGAGCUAGAGGUCAAACUACAGGCCAAAGAACCCAAGAGCCCAGAGGAUAUUGCUCUUGAGCCGCCACUUAAAUCAGACGAUGAUCCUCUUCGGAGAAGGGGACAGCUGUUUGGUGGGGUUAUCCAAGACAUACGGCGCCGCUACCCUAAAUACAUCAGUGAUUUUACAGAUGCUUUAAGUCCUCAAUGCAUGGCCUCUGUCAUCUUCAUUUACUUCGCUGCGCUUUCUCCUGCCAUCACCUUUGGAGGACUGUUGGGUGAGAAGACAGGUGGUUUGAUAGGGGUGUCAGAGCUGAUCAUUUCCACUGCUGUGCAGGGAAUGUUGUUCUGUCUGCUAGGGGCUCAACCUCUGCUGGUGGUGGGCUUCUCUGGACCCCUUCUGGUGUUUGAGGAGUCCUACUAUUCCUUCUGCCAGUCCAAUGACAUCGACUACUUGACAGGCCGCGUGUGGAUUGGAUUCUGGUUGAUCAUCAUUGUGGUUCUCAUGGUGGCCUUUGAAGGAAGCUUCAUGGUGCGUUUUGUUUCACGCUUCACCCAGGAGAUCUUCUCCUUCCUCAUCUCGCUUAUCUUCAUAUAUGAGACCUUCUUCAAACUGGGCAAAAUCUUUAUGGAUCAUCCUCUCCAGAGCUGCUAUGGAAAAGAAGACAAUGACACUGCUUUAUCGUUACCCAAUGAUACCAGCACAUCUUCAGUCGCCCCUCAAACCCUAAACCAGCCAAACACAGCUCUCCUUUCCCUGGUGCUCAUGUCUGGAACCUUCUUCAUUGCCUAUUAUCUACGGAAAUUCAAGAACAGUGCUUUUUUCCCUGGCAGGCUCCGAAGGGUUAUUGGAGAUUUUGGUGUUCCUAUUGCAAUCUCCAUCAUGGUUCUGUUGGACCAAUGCAUAAAGGACACUUAUACACAGAAACUAAGUGUACCCGAUGGCUUCUCUGUGACCAGCCCGGACAAACGCGGUUGGUUUAUACACCCACUGGGAUCUGAUGGUCAAUUUCCCAUCUGGAUGAUGGCUGCCAGCAUUCUACCUGCCCUGCUGGUCUACAUCCUUAUUUUCAUGGAAACUCAGAUCACCACUCUUAUUGUGAGUAAGAAGGAGAGGAUGCUGGUUAAGGGUUCAGGCUUUCAUUUGGAUCUUCUGAUCAUCGUGACCGCCGGUGGGAUUUCGGCCUUGUUUGGACUGCCGUGGCUGACCGGUGCCACUGUACGGUCAGUGACCCACGCAAAUAGCCUAACCGUCAUGAGCAAAGCUGUCGCCCCUGGUGACAAACCACGCAUCCAGGAGGUGAAAGAGCAGAGAGUAACAGGAUUUCUGGUGGCUCUUUUUGUAGGCCUCUCCAUUGUGAUCGGAGACCUUUUGCGGCAAAUUCCUAUCGCUGUGCUGUUCGGCAUAUUCCUCUAUAUGGGAGUGAUGUCUCUCAAUGGGAUCCAGCUAUCAGAACGCAUGGCGCUGCUAUUUAUGCCUCCUAAGUACCACCCCGAUCACACUUAUGUCCGCAAGGUGCGAACUCUUCGCAUGCACCUGUUCACAUGCUUGCAGCUGGUGUGUCUGGCUGUGCUGUGGACUGUCAUGUCUACCGCGGCGUCAUUAGCCUUCCCAUUCGUCCUUCUCCUCACUGUUCCCUUCAGGAGGUUCCUGUUAGCCAGAAUAUUUACUCAACGUGAGAUACAAUGUCUUGAUGCAGAUGAAGGGGAGCCAUCAUUUGAUGAGAGGGAAGGCCAAGAUGAAUAUACAGAGAUGCAGAUGCCAGUAUGACCUCAUUCCUCUCUUUUCACUACUUGACCUGAUGUUCUUUUCAGGCAAUAGUGUUCGGAUGUACUACUUCAGUCAAUUUUGUCCCAUAAUUAAUGGAGAAAUGUAUUUAUAUAUGUAAACGCUUAUCAAAAUGUCACUUGUAUCUGUUAGAAAAUAUCUUUAUAUCACCUGUUUUUCUGUUUAUUUAUCGGAGUUGAAAUGUUGUUGUAAAAUGUACGUGUUGUGGAGGGAUAAAUGAAUGUAUGAGCCCCAGUCAGUUCAAGCAGGAAGCACUUUAAGGGAGAUUUAAAAUGAAGCCUUUUCUUCUUCUUAUUAACUUUAGGCAAGGCAUAACUUUUAGAAAUGAAAAUCUGUACAGAAGAACAUUAAUGCAUACGCAGUAUAUAUAUAUAUAUAUAUAUAUAUAUAUAUGUGUUUCAUAUUUUUAUAACUAAACAAAAAUAUUACACAGCUUUAUACUAUAUUCAGCUUUGUCAAAAAUAUAUGUAAGAAUUGUCACUAGAAAAAGAGUAUAAACUGCAGUUUAUUUGAAGAAAAUACAAUAAUCUAGUGUUGUCUCUGAACAUUGUCAACACAUGGCCAAAGAGGUCUGUUUAUGAAACACAAACACUAAGAGAAUCAUAGAUGAUUUCCAUAGGUACAAUAAUACAUGAAGAUACAAAAUAAAUGGAUUUUAUUUAUAUUUUACUGUUUGUAUGGUUUAGUUUUAUAGAACAUGUAGAAUAAAUGUGUUAUAUGAUUUAAAUUUAACCAGAUCACACUUGUAAAAUGGAAGACAUAUGUUGUUCAAUGCACUUGUGCUGUAUGUUUAUUUUUGUAAAGCAUAUUUCAGAAUGAAUGUUGAUAUUCAAGAAACUAUUCUCUUUUAAGUGGCAUUUUAGAAAUUGUGCAGGGCAUCAGGUGGAAUCAAGAAAUUCAGAAUGAGUGUUGAUUUGGUAUAAUAUUAGAAUCUUUUGUGUGCCUCAUUUACAUUCCAGCCAUCAAAAUGAUCUCAAGAUCUAUUUUUAUAAAGAAGAAACAAAUAAAUACAUCUUGUAUUUUAUAAUAAGUUUAACUGAUUAAAAACUGACAAGGAGUUUCAAAUUGUGCCUUUAUUACACAUUUUAAUGUAUAGUAUAUAUAACUUGGAUAAAUAAAGAGUCACCUUUUUGGCACAUUAAAAAGUGUUCAACAACAAAUAUUGUGAUAAACAUAAAACUGUAGAAUGUAAAUGAUGUGGACAUAUAUCUUUAUUUUAUCUCUGUAAAUAUUGUAAGUGCAGGCCCAAUAAAAUAACAUUUGAUUUUCA
This is a messenger RNA of Triplophysa dalaica, 6593 nucleotides long. RefSeq names its product solute carrier family 4 member 2a (gene slc4a2a). The coding region runs from base 1748 to 5305 and encodes 1185 amino acids. Gene Ontology annotation, molecular function: monoatomic anion transmembrane transporter activity; solute:inorganic anion antiporter activity. NCBI's taxonomy places the organism in Eukaryota, Metazoa, Chordata, Actinopteri, Cypriniformes, Nemacheilidae. The transcript is spliced from 24 exons. Gene Ontology annotation, biological process: regulation of intracellular pH; transmembrane transport; bicarbonate transport. The record is from RefSeq and is a predicted model, not a curated record. Gene Ontology annotation, cellular component: basolateral plasma membrane; plasma membrane; apical plasma membrane.